Molecule: messenger RNA, 2563 nt
Organism: Oryzias latipes (Japanese medaka)
Lineage: Eukaryota; Metazoa; Chordata; Actinopteri; Beloniformes; Adrianichthyidae
Source: RefSeq, a predicted model, not a curated record
AAGCCGCAGCGCAAACCUUUUUUUUUUCCAUUUCCGGUUUUUGGUGCUAGCCGUUUAGCUCGAUAGCUGUAGCUUUGGAAAAUAUUUCUAGUUUAAGGAAAUUAUCCUUGGGUAAUUUGCAACCUUAUGGAAAUCACAAGAAAGAAACGACCAACCUUUCAAAGUAUCGAUGCUCAACAGAAGCACGUCCGUGAAGAGGAUGAGGAUGAAUGGCAGCUCUGUAAGCAGGAGAGGGCCUCCAGUCUGGACCAAGCAGAACCAGAACCUCCACAGAUCAAAGAGGAACCGCAGGAAGCGUGCAGUGAUCAGGAGGACGAGCAGCGGCUCCUGAAUCAGGAGGAUGUCGUGAAGGUGGAGUUCAAGACUGAAUGUGAAGAAACGUCUGAAGAUGAUGUUUCACAGCGGUAUUUAUGUGAGGAGCAGGAAGACGAGGAGGAGGAAGAGGAAGCUGAGGAGAAGAGCUUUAGUCUGGAUGAGGAGGAAGCAGAGUCUCUGCAGAUUAAAGAGGAGCAGGAAGAAUUCUCUAUCAGUGAGGAAGGGGAGGAGUUUGAAGUGAAGAAGGAGGCGGAGGCUUUUAUGACCCCUGAGGAUGAUCAGGAAAACAUGGACUCCAAACCAGAACCAAGUGAGAGCCCAGUCCUGGAAAACAAAACUCGGAUCAGAGACGGCGAUUCCGUGACCGUCACCCUGGACACUCCUUCACAUGAAAGCUCCCAUUCCUGUGACACAUGUGGAAAAGUUUUUACUCAACGUCGCAGUUUGACGACUCACAUGAGAAUCCACACAGGUGAGAAGCCCUACUCAUGUGACAAAUGUGGAAAAAGGUUCCUUGAAUCUUCAACGCUAACUGUCCACAUGAGAACGCACACGGGCGAAAGGCCCUAUGUUUGUGACACGUGUGGAAAACGCUUUAGUCAGAGUUGCUAUAUGGCUGUCCAUAAGAGAACCCACACAGGCGAGAGGCCAUAUUCCUGCAAAACAUGUGGAAAAUCCUUCUCUGCCUCCUACAAACUGACCGUCCAUAAUCGCUCUCACACAGGCGAGAGGCCGUAUGCCUGUGAAACGUGUGGUAAAGACUUCCGGGACAGUUACGGCAUGACCAAACACAUGAAGACUCACACAGUGGAGAGGCUGUUUUCCUGCAAAAUAUGUGGAAAGGGGUUUAAUCAAAGCAGAUACCUGGCUGUUCACAUGACCAUUCACACCACUGAGAAGCCCUUUUCCUGUGAAAUAUGCCAAAAAACAUACAGCUACGCUUACAUUCUGACCAAACACAUGAGGACUCACACCGGCGAGAGGCCCUUUUCAUGUGAAACCUGUGGAAAAAGCUUCUUUGAUUCUUCUUCAUUAACAGUCCACAUGAGGACGCACACGGGCGAAAAGCCUUUUUCCUGCGAGAUAUGCGGAAAGGGGUUCAGCGCAUCGUCCAGGUUAACCAUUCACAUGAGAACACACACAGGUGAGAAGCCUUUUUCCUGCGAGUUAUGUGGAAAAAGCUUCAGCCACGGUCAAAGUCUAACGGUGCACAUGAGGACGCACACGGGUGAGAGGCCCUUUUCCUGUGACGUUUGUGAAAAAUCCUUCAGCCUAAAGAGUUAUUUGAAAGUCCACAAGAGAACCCACACAGGGGAAAAGCCCUUCUCUUGUAAAAUAUGCAAAAAGGCUUUCAGCCACGCUUGCAGUUUAAACAUUCACAUGGAGUCUCACACAGUCGAGAGGCUGUUCUUUUGUAAAGUAUGUAGAAAAGGGUUCAAUCAAAAGACUGCUUUGACAGACCACAUGAAAACGCACAGGUAGGCAAUACCAUGUACAUUCUGUGGGGACGGUUUCAUCACAUUUCUUUUUAAAGUCAAAGACAGUUUUAAUGUGCAUGACAAUUACACUAAGCACACACAAUAAUGACCAUUGUUAUUGGAUUUAAGUUGUGAUUAUGUUGUAUUUUUAGUGAAAAAUUUUAGGAAUUAAAAAAUAUUUGCAGCUUUUGUGUGUUAACAUCUGCUCCUAAAGUCUUGAGGCAAACCAUGAUCAAGUUUGAGAUUCAUCAUGAAACAUUCAUCAUGGAGUCAGACAAGUUUUUACAAUAAAAGUUCAGCUAAACACGGCCUUAGGUCUUGGUUUUCCUCAAAGUGAAGAUUUCUUUUUUAUCUGCAGAUUAGAACAUAAGGUGCCUGAAUUCCCUGACGAUCCUUACAUUUCUUUGCUGUCUUUUAAAGUUUUUUAGGUGUACAUUUUUUAAGAAAUGCUGCAUGGUUUAAAAAAAAUAAUAUAAAUUUGAUCGGAAAAACUUCUAUCUGGAGGAAUGGCAUCUUGUUUUCCCCUGAAUGAAUAUUUGCUCUUUGUUGCCUGUUGUAAUUAGCAUAGCUCAUUUGUGAUGUUAAAAUGGUUUCUUUGUAAUCACAUUUUAAUAUGUAACUAAAAACUGUUAUCAGGUGGACGGCAAUCUUGAGAUAGUUUGUUUGAACCUUGAUUGACUGUAUGAACUGUUUCUGAUAAUAAAAAUCUUGCACAUUGACAUUUUGCUGUUUGGAAUGUUUUUGACGCACAAUAAACUUUUUAAAAUGAA